AGGACUGUAUUGAAGGAAGAGAGAAACAGAGAGCUGUUAAAUCUUGAUAGGAGAUCUACCCAGGACCCAACAACUCUUCGCCACUUGCAAAGACAGCCACCCCGCGGAACCUCCCUGUCAUCUGUUACUAUCUCUCAGGAACCAACUGAAAUGGCAGACGUUGCCACGCCCGUUGACAAGAAGGCUCCUCCCAAGUUCAAGCAGAGGACAACCCGUACCUUCAAGAGCAAGGCGCCCAAGCCUGGCCAGAAGGGGUUCGGUGACGAAAUCCCCGGCAUGGAGGGCCUCGGCACAGACAUCACAGUGAUUUGCCCAUGGGAGGCCUUCGGUGACAUGGAACUUAGCGACCUAGCGAAAUACGGAAUUGUUUAGGGCCGCUCUUUUCCUUCCCUUGAGCUCCUCCCACCUCCUCUCUGGUCCAUGCCGUCAAGGAGCUUAACACUCCUCUUAACUGACCCAUUGUUUUGCCAAUGCCAUCUCACACAAGACCCUUGGAUAUCAGUUUGCCGUUAGGAGCCCAAGUUACACAGGCGUAUUCAACCAACAAGGGUAGCCACGUAGACCAAAAACUGAAACAUACUGAUAUUUUGGAAGCAUGAAAAUAACAGCUAUGAGGCCACAUUACCCUGCGACCACCUGCUUCUCUGUAAAGAUUCCACGUAAGAGGCCGGCAACGCAGUGUCCUAACUGAAAUCCCACUCAAAUGAAAUCACUUAUUGAGACAGUGAAAUGACUCAAAUGAAAUGGCUUAUUGAAAUAAACAUACUUAAUUAUUGACAUGAACUCGCAAAAUGCAGUCUGCUGGGCUAAUAAAAAUGGUUUCCUCCAGACGAUAUUGACGUUAUAGUAGUGAUGAUUACUUCUCACUACAACAGUACAUUUCCUGAGACAACUAGAUUAGAUUAUUUUAUGAAAAAGCAUUCAAUUGACUGUUGUUUUUAAAGUCUCAAUGAUAUUUACUCGUCUAUCCUGCCUUUUCCCUUUACCUCAAUCCUGUCUCGAAGAAAGCCCCCUUUAUAAACAGAAAUUUAUUUGGGUACUAAAGAUUCCAUUAUUAUUUUUACUAUGUUAAAAUCCAUUAUUAUAUAUUUUUUAAUUCUAGUAAUGCUACUGUUAAUUAGAGAGCUAAUCACUCUCUGCAAUUUGUCUUUUGAAUCUGUGAUUCUGGUAAGUAGAAUACUCAAUAAAUGCAAAAUGUUUCUCAAAAUAAAUACUUGUUUUCACAUGAA
This is a messenger RNA of Esox lucius (northern pike), 1229 nucleotides long. RefSeq names its product retinal cone rhodopsin-sensitive cGMP 3',5'-cyclic phosphodiesterase subunit gamma. NCBI's taxonomy places the organism in Eukaryota, Metazoa, Chordata, Actinopteri, Esociformes, Esocidae. The record is from RefSeq and is a predicted model, not a curated record. Gene Ontology annotation, biological process: positive regulation of G protein-coupled receptor signaling pathway; visual perception; positive regulation of epidermal growth factor receptor signaling pathway. Gene Ontology annotation, cellular component: photoreceptor outer segment membrane. The transcript is spliced from 3 exons. Gene Ontology annotation, molecular function: cGMP binding; 3',5'-cyclic-nucleotide phosphodiesterase activity. Bases 151 to 372 code for a protein of 73 amino acids.